ACGUUAUGACAGUGAGACAAGAAAAGACACUGUGAUGUUACGUGACGUGCGUUUUAGCCAAGACCAGAGUCGAUAUGCGGAAAUCUAUGUAUUCAGUUUGCAAAGGCUUUGUGUCAGCAGCAGUUUUGUAUAUAACCAGGGACAGUGAGCCGUGAUGAGGAUCUCCACUCAUAAACUGGGACAGCUGGCCAUCUUCACCACCGCGCUGACCGGCGGUGGGGUUGGAACCAUGUACUAUCUACAGCAAAAAACCUUCGCCAACGCCGACUACCACAGAUUUGCUAUAGAGAAACUGAAAGCAUGCACAGUCGCCAUGGAGAUGCUGGGAGCACCGCCUUUAAAAGUCCAUAACAUCCACCUGACUGACGCGCACAACCGGGUGGAUCCACAAUCUGCACGGCUGAAGAUCCCUGUGACGGGUUCAAAGACUGGAGCUUACCUGUACACGUCCUCCUCUAGAGAUGCUGAGACCAGAACAUGGAGUUUGAGACAAGCAGUUCUGAUGCUCCGUGAAGGACAAAUCAUUGACCUGUUGAAUCCUCCAGCUCCACCGAAGGAGCCUCUGGACAAGAGUGAAUGGCAGUGAUGGGUGGACGUUGGUGAAGUACAGAUGACUCUUUCUGAGAUGGACGAUGCGGAUCUAAGCCUGUGGAAGACCUUUUUGAGUCGUAUGAGGAAAUGUUUUGAUCAUGAAGCCAACGCCACUUCAUUUGGACCGAUGGUGUUGGAUUCUUUUGGCAGGGGAAAAUUGACCACGUGCCUCAGGAUGAUGGGUAAGCCAUAAAAAGUAACACUUGAAUUGGUCAGUUUCAGAAUUGGACUAAAGUCAAUGGACUGCUACUCUGCAGGAGUAACACACAACAAAUUUAGCACUAAAAUACAUCACAGUGUGCCAGACAUUUUAACAGAAAUGACCGAAUUGAGGGAAUUGUUACCUUGUUUUGAUUUUUCAAUCGUCCACGGCAAACAGUAACAAUAUCCCGUGUGGAAAUAAAUAGUUUCUCAAAUGUCUUCAGUAAAUCUUU
Messenger RNA from Synchiropus splendidus (mandarinfish), 1025 nucleotides. RefSeq names its product cytochrome c oxidase assembly factor 1 homolog. The coding region runs from base 155 to 586 and encodes 143 amino acids. Gene Ontology annotation, biological process: mitochondrial respiratory chain complex I assembly; mitochondrial respiratory chain complex IV assembly. NCBI's taxonomy places the organism in Eukaryota, Metazoa, Chordata, Actinopteri, Syngnathiformes, Callionymidae. The transcript has 5 exons. Gene Ontology annotation, cellular component: mitochondrial inner membrane. The record is from RefSeq and is a predicted model, not a curated record.